AUGACAAACCACACAAUAGUGACAGACUUCUUCCUUAUGGAAUUCUCUGACAGCAAGCAGCUCCAGGUGAUAGAGGGUUUCCUAUUUCUGCUGAUUUACUUGGUGUCCCUCAUGGGGAACCUUAUCAUCAUCAUGCUUAUUGCAGUGGAUCAUUGUCUUCACACCCCCAUGUACCUCUUUCUGAAUAAUUUGUCAUUCCUUGAUAUGUGCCUCAUUUCAGUCACAGUCCCAGAGCUCAUUCUCAACUCUUUGUCUCACAGGAGCACUAUCUCUUUCCCAGGAUGUGUGUGUCAGGUUUUGUUUGUCAUUUUCUUUGGAACAUCUGAGGCUUCCCUCCUCACAGCCAUGUCUUAUGACCGCUAUGUGGCCAUCUGUCACCCACUACACUAUGAUGCCAUCAUGAACAGGGAAGUCUGUGUACAGAUGAUGGCAGCUUCUUGGCUAUUUGGAAGUAUCUUUGGGGUCUUAUAUUCAUAUGGCUCCUUCUCUUUAUCUUUCUGUGGCUCCAGAAAAGUGCCACAGUUCUUCUGUGAUGUCCCUUCUAUAUUGAAGAUUUCUUGUUCAAAGAUGCAUGUCACCAUUGACAUUAGUGUCAUCUUUGGACUCAUAUAUGGGUUUUUCUGCAUAGUUUCCAUAGGGUUUUCAUAUGUCUGCAUUUUCAACACAGUCCUGAGAAUUCCUUUGAUACAGAGGAGGUCAAAAGCCUUUUCUACCUGCAUUCCCCAUCUCAUAGUUGUCACCACAUUUUUUGUCACAGGUGCCACUGCCUAUUUGAAACCAGUUCCUGAUUCCCCACAGCUCUUGGACUUUUUAAUAUCUGUUUUCUAUUCUGUGAUGCCUCCAUGUAUGAAUCCUAUAAUAUACAGUUUAAGAAAUAAGGAAAUCAAAGCUGCUUUGUGCAACAUUUUGCGGAAACUUGAUUAUUAUGAGUUCUAUUGGCAGAAAAGCAGUAACAGUAUGUAG
Nannospalax galili (Upper Galilee mountains blind mole rat) is the source of this 963-nucleotide messenger RNA. RefSeq names its product olfactory receptor 14K1-like. The record is from RefSeq and is a predicted model, not a curated record. Gene Ontology annotation, biological process: G protein-coupled receptor signaling pathway. Gene Ontology annotation, molecular function: odorant binding; olfactory receptor activity; G protein-coupled receptor activity. Bases 1 to 963 code for a protein of 320 amino acids. Gene Ontology annotation, cellular component: membrane. The transcript has a single exon. Lineage: Eukaryota; Metazoa; Chordata; Mammalia; Rodentia; Spalacidae.